GAUGAUUGACAGCCGGCUCCUCCAACGAGACGGCGGCCGACUUGUCUGGCCGCCUCCCCCCUUCUCCUCCUAGUCAGACUUUGUUGCUCUCGUGCCCCGCUAGUCCGUCUCCAGUCUCUCCGGGGAGCCGAAGAACAGCUCGACAAAAUCCCAGCCAUGGAAGGCGACAACAUAAUAAUGCCUGUUUGACUCGGGGACAUUUACCAAGAUGCCAGGCCUUUUGUCCAGUCCUGUGUGUCUGACAGUCAUCUGGUUUUUAUCUUGGUCGCUGCAUCCUAGUUGUGCUCAGAUUUGGACUGAUGAAGUGUCAGGCACGCAGUAUGGGCACUUGGAGUCAAAUGUGACACUGGCAUGUGGGAAGUCACAAUUCAGGAUACCUGUGGUGUGGCAUCUCAACCACAGCUCAGCGUUGCCAUGGCACAAAGUAACAUCAGAUGGAGCCUUAGUCCUGCUGCACGUUGGCCACUCAGCACAGGGCAUCUACAGCUGCUAUGAUAACCGGGGGCUGCUCCUCCACUCCGUCAAACUCAGGCUGGGUCAUCCCCCUGGGCUGCUGAGCAUUUCCUGUCAAGUGCCCAAUCACACUCAUGUUCGCUGCUCCUGGAUGGAAUCUGUAAAGACCUUCCUGCCAGCCCAGUACAAUGCCUCCUUCAGGGGCAAUGGUCAGGAGUGGAUGCCAUGUGUCAUGGAUGUCACCCGCAAGCAUUGUGAUGUAGAUCACCCCGCCUUCUGGCAAACCAUCCAUACCCUUCGAAUCACUGAGACCAAUGCCCUGGGGUCUGAGACAACAUAUGUCCGGUUUAAGUUACAUGAGCUAUUGAAACCAAACCCUCCAGAGUCAGUGUUCGCGAAGGAGCUAGAAGGUUAUCCAAAGAGGCUGAUCGUCUCGUGGAACUUUCCCUCCUCCUGGCCGCUGCAUGAGGCUUUUCCCCUAGUGUUUCAGAUCAGAUACAGGCCGCAAGGCUCUAUGUACUGGUCAGAGAUUUACUCAGAGGAGAGUCCAGUUGUCAUAUUUGAUGCCCUGGCUGGCCACCUCCACCAGGUGCAGAUACGAGCCCGUGACGAGGUGAACGCUGACAGCCAGUGGAGUGAAUGGAGUCCCCUGCUUCUAGUCCGGCCCUGGGAAGUAUACACCACCCCAGACCCUGCAGAGCAGCUCCCACCAGAUGAAAGAUUUCCAGACUAUUUUUUUCCCUUCAACACAAAGCCCGAAACCUCGACUGCAAAAUCACACAAUCCUGUACCUGAGGAUGAAAGUAAUUUGGGUUUGGUGAUUCUGCUGGUUUUGUUCUCCGUGGUCAUCCUCAUCACUGUCCCUUCCCUUAUCUAUGUCAUGUGGGUGAGACAGAGGCGGCGCGAUCACGUUACCAAACAGGAACUCACCUCUAUGGUCAAGAUGAAGUCCAUGCCAAUCUAAUGUUGAUUUCAAGCAUCUUCUCCUCAUCAGCCCGUUCUAGGGCUCCUCCCAAAAGUCAGCCUUUGCCUUUACCAAUGUAGCGUGCUGACCGUCCGCAUUCAACUACAUAAACAACAAUGAAUCAUUCAAGAGUCCAUCCAGGAUCCAGGACAACAAGGAUGAACCUGUAUAGGAAACUGUCACGUAGGGUGAAGUUGCCCAUUAUAUAAAAGCUGACUGAAGUGUGGGUAUUGCAAAAAAUCACAUGUGCAGGAUUUUCCUGGACUUAUUCAAUGGUUUCAUCUAGCUGCACUACCCAGAAUGCAUCAGCAGACUCACUCUACUGUCCACGGGGACAUGGAAAACAGCCCCUACUCUGUUCCUUCACUUCAGCAGCUUCACUGCUGUUCACUUCUCAGCGGACUGUGGGAGCGACACUGCACCAGGAACUUUGGGUUCACUCACUACCGAUGCUGCUUCAGGUGGACUGACUCCUCCGCCUCUUUGGAGAGGGGUUACAUUGUUUUUAACUUUUGACAUUUCAAGCAACAAGUAAUGACAGGAAGUGCAGCUGCCAAACAGGAGAACAUAGGUUUGUUUUUGUGGGAAGAAGAUGAUUUUUUUUUUUUUUUUUUUUUUUUUUUUUUGUGGGACAAUUUGCUUCUCUUCUCCCACCCAGAACUCCUCACUUUCUUUAUUUUUGUUUGAGAUUUGAUUUUGAGACAGAUUAAUGUGUGUCCGUUAUUACAUCGACUGACCGACCGACUCAACGCUGUGAAGGAAUCAUAACUUCUGCCAGUCUCUCUGUGUGCGUCUGAUGCCAAAGCAGCAACUUCGGGCAUUAUGGUCUCAGCUGAGGGGCAGCAAACCUGUUUCUGGCUCCUGACCUGAGGGGACAUGGAGAAUCAGGUCCAGGGUGGGCGGGCUGGGUUAUUUAGACUUUAUUUCAUUUACAGUAUGACAAGUGAUUUUAUGUUGCAUGAUGUACUUGUUUUGUUGUCUGAUGUCCUUAGUGCAGGUGUUAUUUUGUUUCUUUUGUCAUACCUUUUUCUAUCCAUCCAUCCUCUGUUCCUGAAUGUGUGUGAAGAAAGACACAUAUGACAAAAAAGAGAUAAGAAAAGAGAUACAGGCCUAUCACAAACCACCAGCAUUAUGACAUUACAUAAAUACUUAGUUAAUUAGAGAAUAUUAAACCAUAGAUAUUCAACUCUCCUGUCUAGACUCAACCCCUGACAACUUCUUUCUCAAGUCAGGUUUGAAAUGAUUAUACAGUCUGUCAGCAUUUCUAUAAGAGAUUAAACAAUGUCUGCCCACUCAGGGAUAAAAGUCAGUCUUAGUCAAGUUAAAUCAAAUCCCAAUAUUUUUACUAUCAGUCAAUCUGAGGAAUAUUUUCUCAUGUUAUAGUCAUUUAGUCUAUAAAAACUAAAAAAAAAAUCAUCAUAAUUUCCAUUGCUGGUUUGUCGACUUAAAUGAUAUUGAAUUUAAAAUGACAGAACAGAGAAAGCAGCAAAUCCUCACAACUAAAAGAUGAAACGAGUAAAUAUUUGGCCAUUUCUUGAUUGAUUGACCAAUUGUUCAGCACUUGGCCACUGUUAGAACAUUUAAAGGGUUAGUCAGCCAGGUUAUUACCUAAAGAUAAUGAAAGGCCACAAGGUCAAAUAGAGACCAUUUUAAGAGGAGUUCAUAAUAGUUUGCCUAUGUUAGUAACUUGUUUUACUCUGUAUGUAUUGAGAUUUUAAAUCAGGUAGAAAUACAUUAUAACAUGUUUUUUCAUUUAGAAAUGUGUGAGGGGACAAAAGUUAAUUUGGUAAAAGUUUUUAAGCACAAAGUACUUUGAGAAAUAAUCAUAUUACCUAAAAGUCCUUUUGGAAAUUACUCAUGAAAAAUGCAAGCGGAUGCAGAGUGCAGCUUCAUAUGCUGAUAAUGUCAGUAAGAGCAAACAGUGUUUAGAAGUGCCUGUUAUUUCACAACUUUGACAUGGUAUUCUUUUCACGUGGUGAGUGAGCUCUCAAAUCACUGCUACCAUCACUGCACCACCAGAAAACGGUUUCUGGACGCCAGUUACUAUGGAAACAUUCAGUAGCAUAUAUGUUCACACUAACUGAGAAGUACACACUACAGUAAAUUAGAACGAAUGUUGAUGAGGAGGUUUGGUAGGGUGAUACUUUGAGGGAAAUGGUGAAGUGUAGGAGGAUAUAAACAGUGGGGCAUUGACACUAAUCAGUAGCAUAAACAGUGGGCAUGGACAGCUUCAUUGUAAGUGUAACUGAACAUUAGUGAUUGUACUGAUUUUACUUAACAUGGCAAGAACAUCGCCACCUCGCUGACUGACAAACCAGAAGCCUCUUGUUUUACCAGUCAAGCUUUCACUAAGUGCUCAGUUAUCCCAUGAUAGUAGAGUUUAUGUGGUUGAAUCAGAGUGUGUUAGUUGGAGGGUGUGUACAUGAGAUGAGUACAAAGACAAUGACGUGACAAGAGCGGCUCCCGCUCACUGUACUUGUGUCUCACAACCCGUCAACUAAUUGAAAAUGAAAGAUUUCUGGGUGGCUAGUGCUUAACCGUAUGAAAAGCACCAAAUACCUCUAGUACAGUACAGUAGAUCUGGUUUAGUUCUGCUUUUGACACCUGCACCUACAAACCUUGUGUCCUGGCUAACUUUUUGCCACCAAUGGAAGCAAGAGGCUGCACUGCUUGAGAGGGCAGCUCGCUUUAAAACAUUUCUCUCUUCCUUUGUUUCUGUUGGUCUGGUUAUUCUACUCUGUUGAUCCAAAGCUGUGUCUUUGUCAACCCAGUUGAUUGAUUGAUUGAUAGAUUGAUUGACUAACUGUGUAGUUUGUAUCAGAAACACAAGGUGCAUCUAAGUCGAACUUUUUUCCAGUUUGACAACUGUAUGUUCUCUCAAGCUAGCUCCACGUAUUAUGCAUGAAUCCAGUUGAAGCUUUUUUUGUAUAUUAUUGUAUAUCACACUUAAAAAAAAAAAAAACAAAUGUAUGUUAUAAGUGAUGUUUAUAUGUAGAGAUUAAAAGAAGCAUUCUUUGGGAUAGUUUCACAGACAUGGUUUAACUCGGUCUUGCGUUAAAUGUAUAAGUAGUUUACAGUUUAUCAUUUCAUACAGUUGAUACCCUGCAGAUAUUGGGUUUGCGGACAGAUUUUAUCCAUAUGUUAGCCUUAAAUGCUCCAAAUAAAAUAUUGUAGGCCAAUAAUGAAUCCAUUAGACACAAUGGAAGAUAAUACAAAUUUCUUAUGAGGAAUCUAACCAGAGCAAAUGGCAAAAAAUGUUCAGUCGAUCCUCAUAUCGCCUCUGACGUUUAGAAUCAGUAAUUCUAGAUAACAUUGCAAUGCAAAAUCCUCAACUGACUGAAGGGAGAUUGCCACUGAAAGAUAGUACUAGUGACGGAGGAUAAAUCAUGUCUUGAGAAGCUUCUCAGCGUUGUGUGUUUGUGUCUUUUUUCCCCAGUUAUAUGAAGCUGUGUUACUGUACGGUUACUGUAUGGACAAUGUGUUUACUGAAUUCAUCUUCAUCCAACUUGCAUUUCUUUCAGUGUUCAAUUUUGUUUAUUUCUUUGCAGUCAGAUGAACCACAGAUUAUUUUUAUUAUUUUUAUUUUUUCUUGCAGCUCUUCCUGAAUUCCUGUGGCAACACUCACAAAGAAAGCAAAACUGUUUUCUCUUUCUAAAUUAUAGUUGAUAGAAAGCUGAUCCUCUACUUUGGAGAAAAAUGUGUUUGUCCUUUGUAGCUCCAAAAGAAUGAAUUAUCUGAAUUUUUAGAGUCUGUGUAAACUUAAAAGAAAUCUGCAUACUGCUAAAUAUCCUAUCAACAAAACCUAAAAUUCAAAAUUAAAUACAUUUAUUCAUGUGUAUACGCUGGAUUUGGAAACUGGCAAUAGAUAUCCUAGUACUGAAUGAAAGUACAUUUUCAAGUUACCAUCCAUCACGUUGAAUUGUAUGCGUUGCAUUGAAUGUGCAGUAUCCGUGACUGUUUUCCAUCCUGUUUUUGAGGUUCAAAGUGAUUUGUUUUCUUUCUGCACAGUGUGUAACUAUCAAUUGCCACCUUUCUCUUUCACUUUAGUGGUGUUUCCUCUAUUAUCUUCUCUUGUGGACACACAUGUGGUCUUCUCAGUCUGUCCAUGUUCCUCUGCAGUAUGUGAUAGCAGAUGGAGCCUGUUAGUUUUAGUUCUUUCAACUCAAAUUACACUCAGGCAUCCAUUCUCAGAUGUACAUAGUCUUUUUUUUUUUUUUUUGCUUUUUUUGCUUUAUGUGUACGACAGAUAUCACCAUAAGCUGUUUUUUUUCUCCCUGUCCUUGUAUGUUUCUGUGAAAUAAAUACUAUUUUAUCACA
Messenger RNA from Seriola aureovittata, 5734 nucleotides. It is a transcript of the gene il11ra, whose product is annotated as interleukin 11 receptor, alpha. NCBI's taxonomy places the organism in Eukaryota, Metazoa, Chordata, Actinopteri, Carangiformes, Carangidae. The transcript has 12 exons. Gene Ontology annotation, cellular component: external side of plasma membrane. The coding region runs from base 209 to 1417 and encodes 402 amino acids. Gene Ontology annotation, biological process: cytokine-mediated signaling pathway. The record is from RefSeq and is a predicted model, not a curated record. Gene Ontology annotation, molecular function: protein binding; cytokine receptor activity.